Molecule: messenger RNA, 2796 nt
Organism: Trichoplax adhaerens
Lineage: Eukaryota; Metazoa; Placozoa; Uniplacotomia; Trichoplacea; Trichoplacidae
Exons: 17
Coding region: 1-2796 (931 amino acids)
Biological process (GO): peptide catabolic process; proteolysis
Cellular component (GO): cytoplasm
Molecular function (GO): metalloaminopeptidase activity; peptide binding; zinc ion binding
Source: RefSeq, a predicted model, not a curated record
AUGGACGCUGGAGAUUCUGAUAUUGAAAGUCAUGACAAUGAUCAAUUACUAGGAGAUGGGUAUAGUAAAUCCGAUGAGAAAAGAAGACUGUUUAAAACGGCCGAUUCAUCCGAACAAUUCCAUUCGGAUAGCCGUUUCACACGCAAUAAACGUUGUUUUAUCUUUGGUGCAAUAUUAGCUGGUGUUGUCAUCUUAGCCAUUUUGAUCGGGAUCAUUGCAAAAUCGAAAGCACAAAUCAACGGUUGUAAUCAAUUGAGUAGUUCAACCCACGGCAAUGAUGAUAGCUCUCAAUUCAAUAACAUUAGCGUUGACGGGAAAAAAUUCCCCUAUACGGCAUCUCGUCUACCAUUGCAUUUACAGCCUAUUCAAUAUCAACUUUUAUUAGUACCAAAUAUCCAAGCCAUGAAUUAUAGCGGCCAGGUAUCGAUUAUUAUCAGAGUAAAACAUCCCGUCGACUACAUCGUUCUACACCAACGACAAUUAUACAUAGGUACUAUUCACCUUGUUCACACCAGAGAUCCAUCAAGAAAAUUGAAGGUAGUCCAAGUAUUAAAAAAUACCUAUAACGAGUAUUUGUAUAUUAAAGUUAACGAAACCAUGGCAAGGUACAAGUUCUACACUUUGAAAAUUCUAUUCAGCGGUCAGAUAGCUACCAAUAAAUUGAUUGGAGUCUAUAGAAGCAUAUAUACUACAGCGAACGGUGAUAAAAGAGUAACGAUAUCAACCGAUUUUGAACCUGCCGAUGCUAGAUCAGCCUUUCCUUGUUUCGAUGAACCAACUUUUAAAUCUCAUUUCAAAAUAAGUAUAAUACGGCCUCUUGUUGAUAAAUGGGUAGCACUGUCAAAUAUGCCUAUAGAAUCAAUUACCAAUCUGCAGAAUGGUUAUGCUCAAAUUAACUUUGCCAAUUCAACUUACAUGAGCACCUAUCUAGUUGCUUUCAUCCUAUGCCAGUUUGAUUCACUAACAACGAAUACUUCCAAUGGCAUUAUGGUACGCACAUGGUCGGUACCUCGCCAAAUAAGCAAAACGCAGUAUGCCCUAAAUGUAGCUAGAGAAGUUCUAAUGUUUUAUGAAGAUUAUUUUGGUAUAGAUUACCCAUUACCGAAAUUAGAUAUAGUUGGGGUACCAUUUUUUUCAUCCUCAGCUAUGGAAAAUUGGGGUUUACUCUUCUUUAAAGAAACCUCUUUGUUAUAUGAUAAUACAACUGCCUCUACGUUAGACCGCCAGGCAAUCUCAACGACAGUUUGUCAUGAAAUCGCUCAUCAGUGGUUCGGCAAUUUAGUUACGCUAACUUGGUGGAAUAAUUUAUGGUUAAAUGAAGGAUUUGCUUCCUAUAUGGAAAAUAUUGGAGCUAGCUACACAAAUCCCGAGUUUCAGAUGAUGCGUCAAUUCCCAAUGACAUCUACAAGUCGCGCAAUGAGAGUAGAUGGCUACAAAAGUGCUAAACCAAUUUCAGUUCAAGUUACUACUGUUCGCCAAAUUGGAACUAUGUUUAAUGCAAUAUCUUAUGACAAGGGAGCCGCGCUAUUGCAUAUGCUUCAUACAGAAUUGGGAGAUUUAGCAUUUCGUAAAGGGAUACAGAUAUAUCUUAACAAGCACAAAUUUUCGAACGCUGACGAUAGCGAUUUAUGGAAAGCGUUUAGAAAGGUAUCUCUAAUUAUUAAAAUUUAUAAAAAACAAGGAUUUUGUACUUCUGCGAACUACAGUACUGUAAACAUUCAAUUUCUGCAUGGCCAAUACGACGUUGAGGGAUUGAUGAAUACUUGGACAAAGCAGUCCCAUUUUCCAGUUAUUACGAUACAAAAAUUAACGCAAGGCAAGUUAGGCAUCACGCAGCAAUUAUAUAAAUGGUAUGUUCCUGUCUCAGUUAAAACGUCCAACGGAGAAACUUAUAGACAUUUACUAAAAAUGGAUAAUGGUACAAUACCCACCACCGCAGACUUUAGAUGGAUUAAGGGUAACUUGAAUCAAAGUGGCUAUUACAGAGUUAACUAUGAUGCUCAAAAUUGGAGGGAAUUGGAGAAACAGCUCAGCCAAAAACAUACGGAACUAAACGAGCUCGAUCGGUUUGGAUUAUUAGAUGACUCUCUUGCUUUAUCAAAGACUGGAUUAUUAGCUGCAAGAACGUUUCUUUCACUUACAUGGUACAUGGACAAAGAAAGAAACUAUUUACCUGUUAAAGCCGCUUUGGAUGGUAUAUUUUAUAUACAUUCUCUGCUAACCGCGGAAGCAGACAGAAAAAACGCAGAGGUGCAGAUUUCAUUAGACAAAUAUUUACUGAACAAAGUAAAGCCUAUCUAUGAAUAUCUCGGUUGGCUCGAUGAUGGACCACCUUUCAGACAAUACCUACGAACCGUAGUGAUAGGUGCCUUGUGCAGCAUUAACUACCCGGACGUGGUAGAUAGAAGUAAAGCUCUCUUUAAGGACUGGCUUACUAAUCCAAAUAUAGUACCAGCAAAUUUGGAAAAUGUAGUUCUUGACUGUGCAAUUAUGAAUGGUGAUGAAAAUGAUUGGAACAAAAUGUUCACCAAAUACAUUCAAUCUCAAAAUCCCAUUGACAAGGCAAAAUAUUUAGCAACUCUUGGCGUAAUCCGAGAUCGAAAACUUUUGUAUCAAUUACUAGAUUCUUCUAUGAAGGAAGACAUCAUAGGUCUCGGCGAUACCGUUAAUGUCAUCACCUCAGUUGCUAAUAACCCAUUGGGCAAAUCUAUGGCAUGGCAGUUUACAGUGCGGCAUUGGAAAGACUUAAUGUCUAGGUACGUUAAAAUGCUAAGGUAUAAUUAUUUAGCAACUUGA